This is a messenger RNA of Cladophialophora immunda, 1623 nucleotides long. RefSeq lists its product as uncharacterized. The record is from RefSeq and is a predicted model, not a curated record. The transcript has a single exon. Bases 109 to 1344 code for a protein of 411 amino acids. Gene Ontology annotation, molecular function: phosphatidylinositol transfer activity. Lineage: Eukaryota; Fungi; Ascomycota; Eurotiomycetes; Chaetothyriales; Herpotrichiellaceae.
CAACAAUCUUGGAAUUUAUUCGACUUUCACAAUGUGAACCUAUCAUGCUCCCAGGAUCUAAUUGAUCCUUUCCUUCAGAUUCUUGCCGUCUGUCCACAACCUUGUAGCAUGGCUGCUGAGGUAGCGAGCAGUCCUCUGGUGCCCGAUGGGCCAACCGACCCUGAAAAGGCGGCCGCUGACCUCGCCUCCGGCAUUGACCAAGUGAAGCUCGAAGACGGCACUACGCAAACCGCAACGCAGACCACAAUACAGACUCCAGAUCAAACCCAGAAAGUUAACGAGACUGCCGUUGCAACAAACGCCACUGUGGCAGAGAAACAGCCGGAGAAUGGAGUACCGCAGGCAUCCCCUGUAACAAAUAUACCGAACCUACCACGCACCGCGGCCGACGGGCUGAUCAAGACACCGUUAGGCGAACCUCUAGAGACUUCGAAACCCUCUCCUAGAUCAGAACUAACGACAGAACAAGAAGGCAAAUAUGCGACCCUUCUCAAGAACGUGUCUACCUGGACCGAGAUCCCAGAAUCAUCUGCGAAGGGCUCGAAGACCGCACCCCUGACCGACUCAGAGCGCAUGUUUUUAACUCGGGAAUGCUUGUUCCGCUACUUGAGGGCUACAAACUGGAACGUGGCGCAAUCAGAAACAAGACUAAAGAAUACUUUGAUCUGGCGGCGCGAGUAUGGAUUGGAGAAGCACACAAAGGACUACAUCUCGAUUGAAAAUGCGACGGGCAAACAAGUGAUUCUGGGGUGGGACAUCCAGGGACGGACGUGUCAAUACCUGCGGCCUUCCAAACAGAACACGGAGCGAAGUGACCGGCAAAUUCAGCACCUGGUGUUCAUGCUGGAACGAGCGAUCGACCUGAUGCCAGCGGGGCAAGAGACUCUCGCUCUGCUCAUCAACUUUGCAGAGACCAAGUCCGGACAAGGUGCAACAUUAUCUCAGGGCAAGCAGACCUUGAACAUUCUUCAGAAUCACUACCCAGAGAGGCUGGGCCGCGCUCUUGUCACCAAUGUGCCGUUUUACAUCUGGGGCUUCUUCAAGCUGAUCACGCCGUUCAUCGACCCCUUGACAAGGGAGAAGAUCAAGUUCAACGAUGAUAUGGGACUGCAUGUGCCUCGGGAACAGCUGCUGAAGGAAAGCGGGGGGUUUGUCGAGUUUGAAUAUGACCAUGAGGUGUAUUGGCCGGCUCUCAAUGACCUGUGCGAAUGGAGGAGGACCGAGUAUCGACGUCGAUGGGAGGAAGGUGGCAAGCGAAUUGGCGAAUAUGAGGGAUAUCUCAAGGGAGCGGGCGAGAAGUCGCUAUCCGACCGAGAGAAGGAUGCGGAGCCACCAUCUGCAUGAUGGAGACCAAGGAUCUUGUCGAUAUUGAUUGGCCACAUGGAUACACCUGCACUCUCUAGAGUGCCUUGAAUAGAACAGGGACAGGAGGUUGUUGAUAGGAACAGGCAUGUUGUCUUGUGACUGCUGCGCGGGAUAUGGGCAAGUACUUGCAGUAGGGCCACCAGGGGCGCCAGGGCGCCAGGGCACCAUGAUCUAUAGGGACGGGAAUCACAUGCUAAUUUUGGCGGCAACAAGCCACACCAGCGCCGGAGACCCUGCCUAAUCGAAAUCUUCAUCUGC